AGAUUAGAUUAGUGCAAAAAACAUUGAACGGAGCAGAAACACCCAACCCAACAGUGACUCCACCCUCCUCGAUUGUCUAGAGGCUACGUCAUAAGGUCUUCUUGAAACCGAGGCCUAUUGUCGGAAACUUGACCUCAUAAACCAUUUGACACUGACUUGUUUACAUCAAGGACAACUGACAUAUUUAUAUUUAUAAAUAUACAUGUAACAAUGAUCAAAUGCAAGAAGUGUAGUAAAAGUUUUAGCUCUUCAUUUUGCGCCACCAUUCAUCAAAGAUUGCACUCUGACAGCUCGAAUGAAGAGUUGUAUAAUUGUGGCCUAAGUCACUGUGAUCGAAGGUUCAGGAAAUACUCAAACUACAUAGCUCACAGGAAGCUGCAUAAACCGAGAUUGCAUAAUCAAGCAGAUACUGAAAAGUCAAAAAGUUCUAUUAUAAAUGUACCGUUCCAUCGCAAAGGGAAAAGAAAAUUGGACAAUAGCAAAGUUUUUAGGCCAGGGGAAGUUCAUACAUUGGAUCAUUCAAGGACAAUUUCCAAAGCGAAAAUUACAAUAAACACAGUCAAGCCAAAAUCUGAUGGUGAAAGUAUUUCUGUCAUAACCCCUGAUGAAAAUGAUGGUAACAAAUUAGACAAAAUAAGAAUUAUACAUGAUGAUGUUAAAACAAAGUGCAGCGCAAGAAAAUCUAUUGAAGAUAUUGAUAAAACUGGCCAAGAAAUUGGGAAGUAUAAUAUUGGAUGCAAUUGUGAUGAUAAUGAAAUAACAAUGCUAGAGAUGGGUUAUAAUGAAUUUAAUCACAAAACAGACAGUGGAUCUUCAGGCCAUACCUCACCUUGCUCCAGUAUACAAAAGGGAAGGGUAGAUUCCCAUAGCUCUGCUACAAAAUUUUCAAGUUGUGAUAAAUCAGUUGCACUUCUGUUUGGUUGUAACUUCUGUCAGGCAAUGUUUGUAACAGAGAAGCUGUUGUUUGAUCAUCAGUUGGUCCAUAGAGAUGUAGAAGAUGAUUCUCCAGUCGUUGGUAGUAUUAUCGAUGUAAGCAAAUUUGCAAAUUAUUCUGCAAGGACCCAUAGCAGUAAAGAUAAUUUUCGGUUUGGGCAGAAGUCUUUCUGUUGUAACUGUCAGAGCAUGAAAUCAGUGAAUCAAAGUCUGAGCCAACCACAAAAACAAGGAUGCGCAGAAGUUGGGCCAAAAAGUCUUAGAACUUGCGGAAAUUCAAUCAAUAAUGGUAAUGAUACAGGUUUCAGAAUUGUUUCAACAUAUUCAUUACAAGAAGACAAAAAUGAAAUUGGAAACACCCAGAUUCAUGACAGAAAAGGAACAGGGUUUAGUAAGCAUAUAGAUUUAGAAAAUGAGAGUGCUACUGCCUCACAGAUUGGCAGAGGUAUGGUUAAGAAUGCAGACGAGUUAAAGCUAGACUCGCCAAAAAAGAUUUGUAAAGGUACAACUGAAGAUUUCAUUGAAGAGGAAUUUGCAGCUAAUGCACAAGAGAGCAUUUGUGUUUCAAAAUAUAGCAAACAGGCAACUGGAAAUAAAACUGUUCUAAUACAAGAUAAGAUUGUACCAGUAAAUAAAACAUUGAUGGAUAACAAGAUUUUAAGAGAACAGGUGUUUGCUAAUGUGGAAGAUCGGCUUCCCACAUGUCCGUCUUCUAGUCUUGAUAUAAUUUCAAAAGAAUCUGACAUAAAUGUGACUGUUGGAAAAAAUAGUGGAUCGUCAGAAAGAGAACUUUAUUCUAUAACUUCUGUUCCUUUUAGAGGUACCAUGCAAGAUAUUUUUCGGAAGAAAGGAGAAAGGUUUGAUCAACAAAAAGAUGUUCAACGGAUAGAGUUUGAGAGACCAACAAUGGUACAUGGAAUAGUUGACACAGAGGGAAAAGUACAAAAUAAUAAAAAUGGAAUUAGAAAUAAUGGUAGAGUUUUUGACAAACUAUAUGACAAAGCUGUUAGACAAGAUGCCUCAGUUGUAGAACAGCAAAAUGAAAUAAAGUCUGCAUUGAAUGGAACCUUUGGCAGAAUUAAACAUGUGAAAAUUCUACCUAAAAAAAUGACCAGUGGAAACAUAAUAGUUCCAUUGAUUUCAGGAGACACAAAACCACAACAAGAUGACAACAGAGCCAAUAAUAUUGCACUUCCUUCAUACAUUUUAGGUGAGAAUAGUACAUUCAGACCUUUCAAAUGUGAAUUAUGUUCACAUACUUUCACACGAGAAUGGAAUUUGAAGAACCAUAUGAGAACACACACAGGAGAGCGGCCAUUCUCUUGUCACUUGUGUUUCAAGGGCUUCAUAAUGAAGCACCAUUUGAAAAGACAUCUUUUGACUCAUGCAAAAUGUAUUGUGUCACCAAAAAGCAAUGUUGAAGACAACUCUGGAUCUGAUAAUCAAAACAUAACUUCCAGUACAUUGAGUUAGUUUUUAAGUGCAUUUAAACACACUGUUUCAAAGAAUAGCAUGGAAAUUAAUUUUAUAGUUUUACAAAAGUUGAGCAGGAUAAAACUUCUCAAAUUGCUAAUUCAGUACAUAUCCUCUCUGUUUUUAUUAUGCAGUAGAAUCAUUAUUUCUUCCUUUACAAGACAUUUUCCAAAGUUACAGCCAAUACUUUUUUACCAGCCACAACCUUAUGCCUUGUGAGUACUCCUGCAUGUAGAAUUCAAAUUUUCUAAACCAUAUGCUGAAACCUACCAUUGCAGACAAAGCAAACCUCUUAGGUAUUUUCUACUUCUGAGAAAUUUAAAUUUCCUACACCCGUUCAUUCAUUCUGAUCUGAAAUGAUAGAAACACAAAACCUUCAUGAAUGCAGAUGCAGAAUAGGAGCUUACGCCUUGAUGUUGGCAUAAGCCAUAUUUUGAGAUUUUUAUGUCCCUUUUUCAAUUUUAUGCUCUUUAAGUGCCCUGUUAGUUAUAAAAGUUCUUGUCAAAGAGCUAUGCAACCCAACAAACAUAUUAUGUCUUUUGCAUUCAAACUCUUAGAAUUGUCUGUUCUCACUUUUUCCGAUCAGCGCCCCAAAGCCUGAAUUUUCCCUAGUGUCAUUGUUUGUUGGAAGGUUGAAUGGCCAAAAAUCGCAGACAAUAAAUCUCAUCUCUCUCUCUCUCUCUCUCUCUCUCUCUCUCUCU
Molecule: messenger RNA, 3107 nt
Organism: Rhopilema esculentum
Lineage: Eukaryota; Metazoa; Cnidaria; Scyphozoa; Rhizostomeae; Rhizostomatidae
Source: RefSeq, a predicted model, not a curated record